Messenger RNA from Trichosurus vulpecula (common brushtail), 3491 nucleotides. It is a transcript of the gene CLOCK, whose product is annotated as clock circadian regulator. The record is from RefSeq and is a predicted model, not a curated record. Gene Ontology annotation, biological process: circadian regulation of gene expression; regulation of transcription by RNA polymerase II. Gene Ontology annotation, molecular function: DNA-binding transcription factor activity, RNA polymerase II-specific; protein dimerization activity; E-box binding. NCBI's taxonomy places the organism in Eukaryota, Metazoa, Chordata, Mammalia, Diprotodontia, Phalangeridae. Gene Ontology annotation, cellular component: CLOCK-BMAL transcription complex; cytoplasm; nucleus. Bases 395 to 2953 code for a protein of 852 amino acids. The transcript has 22 exons.
GGAUGAGGGGAGGGGAAGAAAAGAGGAGGAGAAGGAGAAAGAGGAGUGGGUUGGCCGCAGCGGCGGCAGCAGCAGCAGCAACCGCGGCGGCGGUGACUGCGGGUACUACUCGCAGGCCUCGGGUGCUGCUGCUGCUGGCGGUGGAAGCUUGUGGUGUGUCGGGGGCUCUUUGGAAGAGGCAGCAGCUGCCGCAGCCACACUGCGGGGUGGGGGGAGGGGGGAGAGGGAAGAAGCCGCCGGAGCCGCCAGCCAUUCGCACGCAUUUGGAGAUUUGAUGAUAUGCUUCAGAGAACACCUUGAGCGUACAUUUUCCUGAAGAAUUAAUUUAAAAGGUCUCAGAAGUACAAGAGGUAGAUGUACAAAUGUCUACCCCAAGACGAAAGCGCACUAUGUUAUGUACUUUACCAUAAGCUGUCAUAAAAUGAGCUCAAUUGCAGACAGAGAUGACGGUAGUAUUUUUGAUGGGCUGGUGGAAGAAGAUGACAAGGAUAAAGCAAAAAGAGUAUCUAGAAACAAAUCUGAGAAGAAGCGCAGAGAUCAGUUUAAUGUUCUCAUCAAAGAGUUGGGAUCUAUGCUUCCUGGUAAUGCACGGAAGAUGGACAAAUCCACUGUACUACAGAAAAGCAUUGAUUUUUUACGGAAGCACAAAGAAAUCACUGCACAGUCAGAUGCCAGUGAAAUUCGACAGGACUGGAAACCUACAUUCCUUAGUAAUGAAGAGUUUACACAGCUAAUGUUAGAGGCUCUUGAUGGUUUUUUUUUAGCAAUCAUGACAGAUGGAAGCAUAAUAUAUGUAUCUGAAAGUGUAACUCCAUUACUUGAACAUUUACCAUCUGAUCUUGUGGAUCAAAGUAUAUUUAAUUUUAUCCCAGAAGGGGAACAUUCAGAAGUUUAUAAAAUAUUGUCAACUCAUCUGCUGGAAAGUGAUUCAUUAACACCAGAGUAUCUAAAAUCAAAAAAUCAGCUUGAAUUCUGUUGCCAUAUGCUCCGAGGAACAAUAGAUCCAAAAGAACCAUCUACCUACGAAUUUGUGAAGUUUAUAGGAAAUUUCAAAUCUUUGAACAGUGUAUCCAGUUCAUCACAUAAUGGUUUUGAAGGAACCAUACAACGAUCCCAUAGGCCUUCAUAUGAAGACAGAAUUUGUUUUGUAGCUACUGUUAGGUUAGCUACACCUCAGUUCAUUAAGGAAAUGUGCACUGUUGAAGAACCCAAUGAAGAGUUCACAUCUAGACAUAGUUUAGAGUGGAAAUUUCUCUUCCUAGAUCACAGGGCACCUCCCAUAAUAGGAUAUUUGCCAUUUGAAGUUCUGGGGACAUCAGGGUAUGAUUACUAUCAUGUGGAUGACCUAGAAAAUUUGGCAAAAUGUCAUGAACAUUUAAUGCAAUAUGGGAAAGGCAAGUCCUGUUAUUAUAGGUUCCUCACAAAAGGGCAACAGUGGAUUUGGCUUCAAACUCAUUACUAUAUUACCUAUCAUCAGUGGAAUUCAAGGCCAGAGUUUAUUGUCUGUACGCAUACUGUAGUGAGUUAUGCAGAAGUUAGGGCUGAAAGACGACGAGAACUUGGUAUUAAGGAGUCUCUUCCUGAGAUAUCAGCUGAUAAAAGCCAAGACUCUGGAUCUGAUAAUCGUAUUAACACUGUUAGUCUCAAAGAAGCGUUAGAAAGAUUUGAUCACAGCCCAACUCCUUCUGCUUCAUCCAGGAGUUCAAGGAAGUCAUCUCAUACUGCAGUGUCAGAUCCUUCCUCAACACCAACAAAGAUUCCAACGGAUAACAGCACUCCUCCCCGACAGCAUUUACCUGGACAUGAAAAAAUAACUCAAAGGAGGUCAUCAUUUAGUAGUCAGUCCCUAAAUUCUCAGUCUGUUGGUCAGUCUUUAGCACAGCCAAUGAUGUCUCCAGGUACAACUUUACAAAUUCAACAAGGAAUGUCACAGCCCAUGUUUCAGUUUUCAGCUCAGUUGGGAGCCAUGCAGCACCUAAAAGAUCAGCUGGAGCAACGGACCCGGAUGAUAGAGGCAAAUAUUCACCGACAACAAGAAGAACUCAGAAAAAUCCAAGAACAGCUGCAAAUGGUUCAUGGUCAAGGGCUACAAAUGUUUUUACAGCAGUCAUCCUCUGGAUUGAAUUUUGGUUCUGUUCAACUUUCAUCUGGAAAUUCGUCAAAUAUGCAUCAACUUACACCUAUAAACAUGCAAAGUCAAGUUGUUCAGACUAAUCAGAUUCAAGGGGGAAUAAAUACUGGACAUAUUGGUUCCUCUCAGCACAUGAUGCAACAACAGCCGUUACAAAAUCCAGCAACUCAGCAAACUCAACCAAACAUUCUCAGUGGGCACAAUCAACAAACCUCUCUUUCCAAUCAGACUCAAAGCACGCUGCCUGCUCCACUGUACAACACUAUGGUGAUUUCUCAGCCAACAACAGGAAAUGUGGUCCAGAUUCCAUCUAGCAUGCCACAAAACAAUAAUCAGAAUGCUGCAGUAACCACUUUCACCCAGGACAGACAGAUAAGAUUUUCUCAAGGUCAACAACUGGUGACCAAAUUAGUUACUGCUCCAGUAGCCUGUGGAGCAGUUAUGGUACCUAGUACUAUGUUUAUGGGUCAGGUGGUAACAGCCUAUCCCACUUUUGCUGCACAACAGCAACAGCCACAGACAUUAUCAAUAACACAACAGCAGCAGCAGCAGCAGCAGCAGCAGCAACAGAGCCAGCAGGAACAGCAGCUAACAACCAUUCAGCAAUCAUCUCAGGCUCCUCUGACUCAGCCAUCACAACAGUUCUUACAGACUUCCAGGCUGCUUCAUGGAAAUCCUUCAACUCAGCUUAUCCUCUCUGCUGCUUUUCCACUACAACAGGGCGCUUUGACUCAGGCCCAUCACCAGCAGCAACAGCAACAGCAACUUACCCGGCAUAGAACUGAUGGUUUGACCGAUCCUUCCAAAGUUCAACCACAGUAGCGCAUUUGCCCCUUUUCUGACAUUGAAGGGGAGAGAGUGGCUAUUUCAUAAAGAGUUGCACUGAUGACCCAAUGAUGGUAGGAAAAAUUUAGACUAUAUAAGAUGCAGUAUUGGAAGUCUGUCGGGAGUGCUAUCUGGAAGUACAUGUUAAGUACUAGCCAGCAGGAAGAUGAUCAUAGGGAUGUGGCCAAUUCUGACAGUGUUUUAGUUGCCCAGACUUUUUUUUUUUUAAAUAAGAAAAGAGCAUCAUGCCAAAUGUUAAUUUGCCCAGUGGAGCCCAAUCUAAAGUGAACCAGAAGGGCUUCAUUUCUAGUAAUUCUGUGCAUUUGUUACAGUGGACAUACUGUUGCCACACAAGUGGUUUGAAUUUUGCUUAAAAAAAAAAUGCCAUGAAGACAGUCCAGAAGACUUUGUCCUUUGUCAGGUGAUUAUGGGACAGUAAAUAUUUUCAGAAUGUUGUGUGGAAUCAAAUUUUCUGUUGUACAGAUGCUGUAAAAUAUUGUGUAUAUGUCUGGAUAAAAAGAGAGCGCGCAAAAUA